Molecule: messenger RNA, 609 nt
Organism: Rosa rugosa (rugosa rose)
Lineage: Eukaryota; Viridiplantae; Streptophyta; Magnoliopsida; Rosales; Rosaceae
Product: transcription factor MYC4-like
Exons: 2
Biological process (GO): regulation of DNA-templated transcription
Cellular component (GO): nucleus
Molecular function (GO): transcription cis-regulatory region binding; DNA-binding transcription factor activity
Source: RefSeq, a predicted model, not a curated record
CACUCCCUCACUCGAUCUUUCGCCGUCGGGGACGGCUCUGUUCCCGACAAGGCCUUCGGCUCCGGGAUCUCAAUCUGGCUAAGCGGGGCCCACGAGCUUCAGUUCAACAACUGCGAGAGAGCCAAAGAGGCCCAAAUCCACAGGAUCGAGACCUUGAUCUGCAUCCCAACUUCCGACGGUGUUCUUGAAAUGGGUUCCUCCGGUUUGAUCAGAGAGAACUGGGGGUUGAUCCAGCAAGCCAAGUCGUUGUUCGGGUCGGAUCAGCCCGACCUGGAAACAAGACCGCUCGAGUUCAUCAACCGGAACUUCUCCAUUUUUGACAUCGGCAUCAUUGCCGGCGUGCAGGAAGAGGAUCACAGCUCAUACAAUGACGACAAGAAACAUGUUUUUGGUUCUAGUAAGAAGAAGAACGGAGCUCCGAUCCCAAACCCGGACUUCGCAGAUUCCGACUGCCAGAUGAAAAGAGCGCCGAAGAAACGGGGCCGGAAACCCGGGCUGGGCCGAGACACGCCGCUCAACCACGUGGAGGCGGAGUGGCAGCGGCGGGAGAAGCUCACCUCGCAAGGGCGGCGUAAGAGCAAUCUAAAAAGGUUUAGCCUGACUGAGUGA